This is a messenger RNA of Purpureocillium lilacinum, 678 nucleotides long. RefSeq lists its product as uncharacterized. Gene Ontology annotation, cellular component: cytoplasm; nucleus. The record is from RefSeq and is a predicted model, not a curated record. NCBI's taxonomy places the organism in Eukaryota, Fungi, Ascomycota, Sordariomycetes, Hypocreales, Ophiocordycipitaceae. Gene Ontology annotation, biological process: UDP biosynthetic process; 'de novo' pyrimidine nucleobase biosynthetic process; CDP biosynthetic process. Gene Ontology annotation, molecular function: ATP binding; UMP kinase activity.
AUGCCUCCCGCAGUUGAUGCCCCGAAACCUGCCGCCGGGCAACUGCCCGCGCCCGCCAAGUCCACGCCGGCCUUCUCUCCUGACGACGUGACCGUCAUCUUCGUCCUCGGCGGCCCCGGCGCUGGCAAGGGCACGCAGUGCGCCAACCUUGUCUCCAAGCAUGGCUUCACCCACCUCUCGGCCGGCGACCUGCUCCGCGCCGAGCAGGAGCGCCCCGGCUCGCAGUUCGGCGAUCUCAUCCGCGACUACAUUAAGAAUGGGCUCAUCGUCCCCAUGGAGGUCACGGUCCAGCUGCUUGAGAAUGCCAUGACGGACGCGCUGGCUAAGAGCGGUUCCAGCAAGGGACGAUUCCUCAUCGACGGUUUCCCCCGCAAGAUGGACCAGGCGCACAAGUUUGAGGAAGCCGUCUGCCCCGCCAAGCUGGUUCUCUUCUACGACUGCCCUGAGGACGUUAUGGAGAAGCGCCUGCUCGAGCGCGGAAAGACCAGCGGCCGUUCCGACGACAACGCUGAGAGCAUCCGCAAGCGCUUCCGCACGUUUAUCGAGACGAGUAUGCCCGUCGUGGACUACUACGAGAAGGAGGGCAAGGUCAUCAAGGUUGAUGCCACUGCCGCUCCCGACAAGGUUUUUGUCAACACCGAGAAGCGACUCACGGAGCGACUGGGCUCCAACUUUUGA